AUGCUUAGUCAAGUUCAUGGAUUCAAGGAAGCUUAUAAAGAGCUGAUAGCUUAUAUGGACUUAGAGAGAGAAGAGGAAGAGCCAGACAUUGACAAGAGUCAGGAAAUCACAAACCAAAGAAUCUCACCUGAACUAUGCACACAUCGCAUCAUCCUGGAGGAUGAGUCUAGUUCUUCAAUUGAACACCAAAGGAGGCUAAACCCAAACCUAAAGGAAGUUGUCAAGAAGGAGAUAAUGAAGCUAUUGAAAGCUGGAGUGAUUUAUCCAAUAUCAGAUAGUGCAUGGGUCAGCCCUGUACAUGUUGUGCCAAAGAAAGGAGGGAUCACAGUCAUCAAGAAUGAACAUGAUGAGCUCAUUCCAACAAGGACAAUCACAGGACACAGAAUGUGUGUCGACUACAGGAAGCUGAACUCCUCCACGCGCAAGGACCACUACCCCUUGCCAUUCAUAGAUCAGAUGCUUGAGCGCCUUGCCAAUCAUCAAUACUACUGUUUCUUGGAUGGAUACUCAGGAUUUUUCCAAAUUCCAAUCCACCCAGAUGAUCAGGAAAGACUACAUUCACUUGUCCCUAUGGCACAUAUGCUUAUAGGAGAAUGCCUUUUGGAUUGUGCAAUGCUCCAGCUACAUUCCAAAGGUGUAUGA
Microthlaspi erraticum is the source of this 642-nucleotide messenger RNA. The record is from the annotation of a GenBank genome assembly. NCBI's taxonomy places the organism in Eukaryota, Viridiplantae, Streptophyta, Magnoliopsida, Brassicales, Brassicaceae.